AAAAGAAGAAGUAGUAUGUAAAUUAGAAAGGGAAUCAAUAGCAAGAUAAAGAAGAUGAUGGUAUGAAAGUAAAGUAGAGAAAGGGAAAUAAAAUUUUAAGAAAUGGUAGAAAUAAACAAGCAUUUAAUGAUAGAAUGUUGGAGAGGAAGAAGUAAAGAUUUGGUCUGGAUCGAGAAACAGUAUCUUGAG
This is a messenger RNA of Paramecium sonneborni, 189 nucleotides long. NCBI's taxonomy places the organism in Eukaryota, Ciliophora, Oligohymenophorea, Peniculida, Parameciidae. The record is from the annotation of a GenBank genome assembly.